This is a messenger RNA of Pieris napi, 2756 nucleotides long. Its product is annotated as putative inorganic phosphate cotransporter. Gene Ontology annotation, molecular function: transmembrane transporter activity. Gene Ontology annotation, biological process: monoatomic anion transport; transmembrane transport. The transcript is spliced from 9 exons. NCBI's taxonomy places the organism in Eukaryota, Metazoa, Arthropoda, Insecta, Lepidoptera, Pieridae. Bases 11 to 1618 code for a protein of 535 amino acids. The record is from RefSeq and is a predicted model, not a curated record.
AGUGAUAAAAAUGGAUGAGGAAUAUGGAGUGAAUAAAACGCAGGCGCAUAAUCUUCUGGGACAAAAGACACAAACACCACAGAAAAGAAAAGACAAUGCACUCACGAAAACCUUACGUUCAUGCUGCUACAUACCACAACGGUACAUUUUGGGUGUUAUGGGCUUGUUGGGCGUCUGCAAUGCUUACACCAUGCGUGUAUGUUUGAACUUAGCUAUAACCCAAAUGGUGAAUCGCACAAAGUCCAGUACAGACCAUUUCGAUCCCGACGCCUGCCCCAACGACGAAAUCGUUGGAAAUGCAACUGCUAUUCUUAAACCAUACGCAAUCUUCGACUGGGACGAAAAGACACAGGGAUUAAUAUUAAGUGGUUUUUACUAUGGUUACGCGGCCACUCAAGUACCGGGCGGAUAUUUGGCUGAAAAGUUCGGAGGGAAAUGGACUUUGGGUGUUGGCCUUCUAAGUACCGCACUGUUUACAUUCUUGACACCAAUUGUCAUUCGGGCAGGGGGUGCCACUUGGUUGUUUAUACUGAGAGUUCUGCAGGGAAUGGGAGAGGGUCCAACCAUGCCAGCCCUUAUGAUAAUGCUGGCGCGAUGGGUACCACCCCAUGAGAGAGGUUUUCAAGGCGCCCUGGUGUUUGGAGGCGCCCAGAUUGGGAACAUAUUCGGCUCAUUCAUGUCUGGAAUACUUUUAGCCGAUGGCAAUGAUUGGGCGUACGUAUUCUAUUUCUUCGGAGGCUUUGGUAUACUUUGGUUCGUUUUGUGGAGUCUUUUAUGCUAUUCAACGCCGAAUUCGCAUCCUUAUAUCACGAAGAAGGAAUUAAAUUACUUAAAUAAGAAUGUAACUACUGCUGAGACGAGCCAUGCAAAGGACCCGGUACCCUGGAAGGCAAUAUUGCGAUCAGUGCCCGCCUGGGCGCUUGUUUGGGCUGCGGUCGGCCACGACUGGGGCUAUUACACAAUGGUAACAGACCUACCCAAGUACUCUCACGACGUUCUCAAAUUCAAUAUUGCAACCACUGGAGUCCUAACCGCAUUGCCAUAUAUUGCGAUGUGGCUAAGUUCCUUUGUAUUUGGUUUCGUUUGCGACAUAUGUAUCAAGAAAGGCUGGCAUACGAUCAAGACUGGGAGAAUCAUUCACACAACUAUUGCUGCUACCGGUCCUGCAAUUUGUAUAAUAAUGGCAUCUUACGCUGGCUGUGAUAGAGUUGCUGCUAUGGUAUAUUUUGUAUUGUCUAUGGCUCUGAUGGGAGGUUUCUACAGCGGUAUGAAGGUAAACGCAUUGGAUUUGGCACCAAAUUAUGCUGGUUCACUGACAUCUCUUGUCAAUACGACAUCGACAUUCGCUGGAAUCAUAACACCCUACCUCAUAGGAUUGUUGACGCCUGACUCAACACUCGUGCAAUGGCGGACAGCAUUCUGGGUAUGUUUCACAGUGUUAGUUGGUACGAACGUAGUUUACUGUAUAUGGGCGGAUGGGGAGCAACAAUGGUGGGAUGACGUCAGAAAGUUCGGCUACCCAGCAGACUGGAAGCACGGAUCAAUUUUACGAGAUGACACCAUUGAACAACCAGAAGCAGUUAAGCUAUCGAGCAGAAAAGACACUGAUGAUGAUUAGGAAAAGUUUUUAGGUCCUGCGUACAAAAAUAGAACUCAUGUGUGAACUAUUGAUCGAUAUUAGGAGCCCAGUGUGUAAAAUACGUUUGAACAUCAGUUAUAUUUUAAAUAAUUAUUAUUUACGCCAUUUUUAUUUGCCAUAAUUUAGAUCGUAAUUAAAACCAUAGACUUACUGUUUAACUAAACUUGUUUUAACUAAAGUAUCUCUGACAGUGUGUUAACGUUGAAGAAGAUCAGUGCCUUAAUUAAUAAAAAUAUAUAGUUUAAUGAAUAAUAUAGUUUCAAAAUGUUUUAGUACUUUUCAAUUUAAAAUGACACUUCAACUUCUUGAUCUAAAUCAGACAAGUUAUUUUGUGUUAACUACUUUCAUCUUUUUUUCUUAUGUUGUUCAUGCUGUGUGGAAGAGUUCACUAAUUUAUUCGCUCAUAAUUGCUUACAGCUGUAUGAAUAAAAGCUACAUAAUAUACCCUUACUUAUUAAACUAAAACAAUUUGUUUUAACUGAUCUGUUUCCACAAAAUGUGAACAACAUAUUUUUGGUGAAGUUUCACGCUUAUUUUAAAGUGAUUUGAGCUAAUUUAGUAUUCAUAGGUCGUGUCGAAACAUAUUUUUUAUAACCUAUAAGUGAAUUUCUGUUUUAGAAAUAAUAUUUGCGUAUACUGGGCUUUUAAACUUAGUUAUAUGAAUAUUAUAUUUAGACAAUUUAGAUUAAAAAUCAUCAAUUGUGUUACCCAUUGUCGUUGUUAUGAUGUAGAUAGGGUUUAAUAAAUAAAUUGUUAAUUAUUAAAAUAAAUCUACCUUAAUGAAUAAAAGCGAGUUUAAAAAAUCUUUUAUAUGGAGUUACUUAAAUAAAAUGUAAUGUAUUCGCGUUCUGUUAAAGUUUUAAUAAAAUUAAUAGACAAUUUUAUACUCCAUACUGUAAACAAUUUUCGUUAUGUGUCUGUUAUUAAAACAAUUUAAUGUAGUUUUAUAUUACGUAAUUUCUAUAAUAGCUGUAAAAAAAUAUUGUAUUGCAGACCUAUCAGCCCACCUAGUCAGUUUCUGAAUUUUGUAUAACAUCGUUUUGUUUGUAUAUGUAAUGUAUGUACACUGUAUAACUGUCUGCAUGUGUUUAAUACUCAUUAAAUUAUAAAUUGGUUA